GCACCGGCCGGGCCGCCAGGCGGGGAGCGCCGCGGCGGCCCCAGGAGGUGGCGGCGGGCGCGGAAGCCCGGGCCGCGCGGGACUGGCCGUCGGGGCCCCGGGACGGCGGCCCGCGGGACGCCCAUGCCAUGGAGAAGUUGGCGGCCGGGCUGGCGGGCCUGCGCUGGAGCAUGGGCGCCUUCCCGCUCGACCUCAUCGUCAGCCGCUGCCGCUUGCCCACGCUUGCCUGCCUCGGGCCAGGGGAGUAUGCCGAGGGCGUCAGUGAGCGAGACAUCCUGCUCAUUCACUCCUGCCGCCAGUGGACAACGGUGACAGCCCACACCCUGGAGGAGGGUCACUAUGUCAUCGGGCCCAAGAUUGACAUCCCCCUGCAGUACCCAGGGAAGUUCAAGCUCCUGGAGCAGGCCCGGGAUGUUCGGGAGCCAGUGAGGUACUUCAGCAGCGUGGAGGAGGUGGCCAGCGUCUUCCCCGAUCGCAUAUUUGUGAUGGAAGCCAUCACCUUCAGUGUCAAGGUGGUGUCAGGCGAGUUCAGCGAGGACAGCGAGGUGUACAACUUCACGCUGCACGCCGGCGACGAGCUCACUCUCAUGGGCCAGGCGGAGAUCAUGUGCGCCAAGACCACCAAGGAGCGCUCACGCUUCACCACCCUGCUGCGCAAGCUGGGCCGGGCCGGGGCGCUGGCCGGGGUGGGCGGCGGCGGCCCGGGGGGCACGGGGGCCGCGGGUGGCAGCGGGGGCGCCAGGCCCAUCAAAGGCAAGAUGCCCUGCCUCAUCUGCAUGAACCACCGCACCAAUGAGAGCCUGAGCCUGCCCUUCCAGUGCCAGGGCCGCUUCAGCACGCGCAGCCCGCUGGAGCUGCAGAUGCAGGAGGGCGAGCACACGGUGCGCGCCAUCAUCGAGCGCGUGCGGCUCCCGGUGAACGUGCUGGUGCCCAGCCGGCCGCCGCGCAACCCCUACGACCUACACCCGGUGCGGGAGGGCCACUGCUACAAACUGGUCAGCAUCAUCUCCAAGACGGUGGUGCUGGGGCUGGCGCUGCGCCGCGAGGGCCCGGCGCCGCUGCACUUCCUGCUGCUCACCGACACGCCCCGCUUCGCGCUACCGCAGGGCCUGCUGGCCGGGGACCCGCGUGUCGAGCGCCUGGUGCGCGAUAGCGCCUCCUACUGCCGCGAGCGCUUCGACCCCGACGAGUACUCGACCGCCGUGCGCGAAGCGCCCGCCGAGCUGGCCGAAGACUGCGCCAGCCCGCGCCGCGCGCGCCUCUGCCUGCCCGCGCCCCCGCGCGCCCUCCGGCCCGCCCGCGCCCCCGCCUCCGGCCCCGGCCCGACCGGCGACGGCGACCAGGAGGAGUACGUGAGUCCCGACUGGGCCGGCGCGCCCGAGCCCGCAGCGCCACCCGCCGAGAUCCCCUACGAGGAGCUGUGGACGCACCAGGCGGCUGAAGGCUUCGCCGAGGGCAGGACCCGGCCGCUCCCGGGGUCCGACCUCAUCUCCUUCGGGGCCACCGGGCCGCCCCACCUGGAGCCCGAGGCGGCCCCGCCUCCAGUGCCUCCCAAAUCCGAGGCGGUGAAGGAGGAAUGCCGCCUGCUCAAUGCCCCUCCUGUGCCCCCCCGAGGUGGCAGUGCCAAUGGCCGGCUCUCGGGCAGUCCUCCGGUGCCCCCACGCUUCCCCAAGCUGCAGCCUGUCCACUCCCCCAGCUCCAGCCUCUCCUACUACUCCUCUGGCCUCCAGGAUGGGGCGGGCUCCCGCAGUGGCAGUGGCUCUCCGUCACCGGAUACCUACUCCCUCUAUUGCUACCCAUGCACCUGGGGAGACUGCAAGGUGGGCGAGUCCCCCAGCCGCCCACGCCCGGGACCCCUGCCCUCGACUACGCAGCCCAGCCAGGCCUCCCGGGCCCUUGUAGAGCCCCUGAGCAGUGGAGCUGCUUCUCUCUGGGGGGCCGACACCCCGGUCAAGACCUACCACAGCUGCCCGCCUCCAUUCAAGCCCUCCCACCCCCAGAAACGCUUCGCUCCCCUUGGAGCUCUGAACCCCUUUUCCGGGCCUGCCUACCCCCCAGGCCCUUCAGCCGCCUCCUCUUCUGGGCCCACAGCCAGCUCAGGUCCCCUGGCUACCUCCAGCCCCGCUCAUUCCCCGGGCCCGGGCCCUCCAGGCCAGGCCUGUUCGGCGGCUGCCUCCUCCUGCUGUCCCACCUCCUCCUCCUCUUCCUCUGAGCGGCAGACACCUGCCCUGGAGCCCUCUGAUCCCUUUGAGCUGGGCCGGGGCAGUUCUCCAGAGCCGGAGCUGCUGCGCUGUCAGGAGCCCAGAGCUGUGAGGGCUCCUGGGCCUGGGCCUGGCCUUCUGCCACUUGGACCCCCCAAGGCCUUUGAGCCUGAAGGUUUGGUGCUGCGGCAGGUCCCCGCCCCCCUGUCCCCCGUGGCCCUGCAGGGGCCCGAAGCAGGCAGAGCACGACUCCUUCUCACCCAGGGGCGCCUGGAAGGGCCUCCGGCCAGUCCCCGGGAUGGGGCCACAGGCUGGGGCGGCCGGGAUGCCUCCUCCUGGCAGCCCCCCGCUGACCUGUCUGCACUCUCCCUGGAGGAGGUCUCACGAAGCCUGCGUUUCAUCGGGCUCUCGGAGGACGUGGUGAGCUUCUUUGCCCGAGAGCGCAUUGACGGCAGCAUCUUCGUGCAGCUCAGUGAGGACAUCUUGGCAGAUGACUUUCACCUCACCAAGCUGCAGGUCAAGAAGAUCAUGCAGUUCAUCAAAGGCUGGCGGCCCAAGAUCUGACUUCCCCGCUCGGGGCUGCACAACUGGAAUUUUGGCCCGGAGGCCCCGGGGGACCAGCCCUGGGUCUGCAGGGUGACGGCACCCCCAGAGGCGGGGCCUGCCUGCAGGAAGAACCUAUGCCAAGACUGAGGCUGCUAAGCAGCCGCAGAGAGGAAUCCAGGGGAGACACACCUGGAAACGGGGUCCUCUGGGCCAGAGCCCCGCAUGCAUCUUGCCUUUCAGUGUGCAGAGUACGCGGGGAAGGGGCUGGAGGCGCCGGUGCACACCCGGGCCUGGUGACACAUUGCUGCGAUUCCCACGGGGGUUCAAAAGCGGGCCUUCAUGGUGACCUAACAGCCCCCUCCGUCCCGCUGCAGAGCUCCACUGAUAGCUCGUACUUCAUAGCUUGUAGGUGCAGGCUGGAGACAAGGGAAGAUGGUCCAUGAUCUAAGCACAGAGUCCCCAAGUGCCCUCUCUCCUUUGUGCUCUGUGGGCUUUUGGCCUAGCUGCCCCAGAGUCGGGGUGCCUAUUUCUGUAUCUCGGGGAUGCCCUCCUUUCCCCUCUGCUCCACUGUGUGUUGGGCCCCUGGCCCUGAAUACAGGUGUAUCAAGUACAAGCCUGUGCCACCACACCUGAGAGGCUCCACCUGUGGGCUCUGGUUCUUGGGUGAUGGCUUUGGAAGAGCCCAGCUCUGCUCUCGACCUGCUUAUCUAGUUAGGGAGGCAGAUGCUCCCCCACGUCUCCAGUGCACUGGCUUCUGACGCGAGCUCACUGCAACUAGCCCUGCAUCCUGUCUGUUGGGUCCAGUCCACGAAGACUCUGUGCAAGAGCAGGUGGAUUGAGGGCAGCUGCUCCCUGAUUCUUGAGGCAAGUGGCCUUCCAUCACUCCCAUCGGUCUCCUGCCCCAUCACCUGACCCUGGCAAACACAUGGUGUCCCUUCCUGGCUUUCUGUCACUGGCACAGGUGGGAUGGGGAGGAAAGAGAAAGCACGAUGGCUUGGGAAAACCUGUUUUCCUCCUGGAGCUCAGUCCUCUCGCACCUGUUCACCUGCUUCAAAGCAGGUCUUUGCGCCCUGUAUCUCGAGCACGGUGAUCUGCCAGCAGCCAGAGCAGGUUGGCUGUCGUGUCCGACCACCCAGCCCCCGUGCUCGUCCCCCUCUCACCUACCAGAAGCACACUAAUCCUCCUAGCGUCAGGCCCAGGGGUUAUCAGCCUUUUCGUCUGCCUUACCGAGAUACUUAUCUCCUCUGUUUUUCUAUCUUAAGAGGAGCGAAGCCGGGCUGCUGCUCAUCCCAAGCAGGCUGCCUCAGUGCUGAGGGAAGGGGAGUCAGGAAGUAGAGCACAGAAACUGGGAUGCUGAGACGUUGGGUUUCCUUGCCAAUCACUCAGUGAAUCCUCAAGGGCUAGUGAAAUAAAUGCUAGACCACUGAAGAGUAGUGCAGGUGGAAUUCUGGGCAUCAACUGUGUUCUUUCAGAGGGCCGUGGGGACCAACUGGCACAAUGUAUGUGCCCGCGGGCAGGAGAGGACUUCAGAAACGCUGUGUGUACACGGCCCACUUGUUCCUCAGAGGCAGCUGGUGGAGCGGCCCUCAUUCCCUUCUGAAAAACCCUCACCAGCCCCUCAACUACAAGAACCCUCAAUUCCCACUGAUGUUUCAACAUAAUUCACACCUACCUAGUGCUGCUAAGUGGAAAGGUCAUACUUCAAAGCUCCAAGCCACUACCCAGGUUUAACUUCCUGCCCUGUCCAAAUACCUGCCUUGAGGCUGCUCACACACCCCCACCCCCAGCCCCCAGAAGCCUGUUAAUGGCCUUGGUGUAGAGGAUCAGUUCUCUACCUUCUAUGGGUCACCUGAAAACUCCCAA
This is a messenger RNA of Orcinus orca (killer whale), 4610 nucleotides long. RefSeq names its product GRB2 associated regulator of MAPK1 subtype 2 (gene GAREM2). Lineage: Eukaryota; Metazoa; Chordata; Mammalia; Artiodactyla; Delphinidae. Bases 129 to 2765 code for a protein of 878 amino acids. The transcript is spliced from 6 exons. The record is from RefSeq and is a predicted model, not a curated record.